Lecanosticta acicola is the source of this 840-nucleotide messenger RNA. Lineage: Eukaryota; Fungi; Ascomycota; Dothideomycetes; Mycosphaerellales; Mycosphaerellaceae. The record is from the annotation of a GenBank genome assembly.
AUGGCGCUCUUCCAAGCACCUCUCGAGCAACCAGGCUACUCGUUCUCCCAACCAACCUCAUCCCGCUCAGAACCAAGACAACAUGCCUUCUACCCGUGCGUACACUGCCUCGCAUCUCCCGCGUGCACGUUUCCACUGAUCAUAUAAUGUAGCUACACCGACAACGGCGGCUCUACCCUCGGAAUCAGCGGUGACGACUUCACAAUCCUCGCAGGCGACACCCGCAGCACUUCCGGCUACAACAUCAACACCCGCUACGCCCCAAAACUGUUCAAAAUCGGCGGCGACGGGCCCGAGCACAUCGGCAGCAAAAUCGUCCUGUCCGUCGUAGGUUUCGCAGCAGAUGGGCGCGCUCUGCAGGAACGCCUCGACACCAUGGUCAAGAUGUACCGAUAUCAGCAUGGGAAGGAUAUCAGCGUGGGGGCCUGCGCACAGCGUCUCUCGCACAUUCUGUACGGGAAGAGGUUCUUUCCGUACUACGUGCAUGCGAUCUUGGGGGGCAUUGACGAGGCGGGCAAGGGAGCGCUGUACAGUUACGACCCGGUGGGGUCGUAUGAGCGGGAACAGUGCCGUGCAGCGGGCGCCGCGUCGAGUCUGAUCAUGCCGUUCCUCGACAACCAAGUCAAUCUCAAGAACCAGUGUGAUCCGGCGCAGCCACAGGGAUUCGAGAAGACGCAGCUCACGCCCGAGCCGCUCAGCCGGCCGCAUGUGGAGAGCCUGGUCAAAGAUGCGUUCACGAGUGCGGUGGAGAGACACAUUGAGGUCGGUGAUGGGCUGCAGAUGAUGAUCAUCACCAAGGAUGGUAUCGAGGAGAGUUAUGCGCCGCUGAAGAUGGAUUAG